CCCAUGGCAUGACUUUGUUAUUUUGGGUGUCCAUUCUCCUCUGGAUGGGUUCUACUUUGUGAAACCACACCCUGGCCUAGCUCCCCUUCUCCCUGCCUCUCUCCAGGCUCACAUCCACACGCCGAGGCCUCCACCGCCGUUCUGCUUCCUGCCCUUCCACUCCUGUGGGACGUCAGAGAGCUAUGGGGCUCCCUGGAUACCAACUGGCUCCUGAGGCCUGGAGGCGGGUGGUCUUCUGGGAGAAGGAAGUCCCUUGCAGGUGGUGGAGGGGGACAGGAUGAGGGUUUUUCCCCAGGGUGUCAUUGGCCCCUGCCCCCACUUCUGUUCCUUAACUAACCAGGGCCCUCCUACCCACUGUGCCCCUCCUCCUGCCACGUGGUGGCCCUGAAUCAUUAUUUCAACUAACCCCUGGGAGGGUGAGCACCUUCUGUGCUGUGGCCCCAACCUUUCACUUCCCCUCGACGCACUGCUCAGGGAUGACCUUCGGCACCGUGCUUCUUCUGAGUGUCCUGGCUUCUUUUCAUGGAUUCAACCUGGAUGUGGAGGAGCCCACCAUCUUCCAGGAGGACGCAGGCGGCUUUGGGCAGAGCGUGGUGCAGUUUGGUGGAUCUCGACUCGUGGUGGGAGCACCCCUGGAGGUGGUGGCGGCCAACCAGACGGGACGGCUGUAUGACUGCACAGCUGCCACCGGAGUGUGCCAGCCCAUCCCGCUGCACAUCCACCCCGAGGCCGUGAACAUGUCCUUGGGCCUGACCCUAGCAGCCUCCACCAACCGCUCCUGGCUUCUGGCCUGUGGCCCGACCCUGCACAGAGUCUGUGGGGAGAACUCGUACUCAAAGGGUUCCUGCCUCCUGCUGGGCUCGCACUGGGAGAUCAUCCAGACAGUCCCCGACGCCCUGCCAGAGUGUCCACAUCAAGAGAUGGACAUCGUCUUCCUGAUCGAUGGCUCUGGAAGCAUUAACCAAAAUGACUUUAACCGGAUGAAGGGCUUUGUCCAAGCUGUCAUGGACCAGUUUGCGGGCACUGACACCCUGUUUGCACUGAUGCAGUACUCAAACUUCCCGAAGAUCCACUUCACCUUCACCCAAUUCCGGACCAGCCGGAGCCAGCAGAGCCUGGUGGAUCCCAUCGUCCAACUGAAAGGCCUGACAUUCACAGCCACGGGCAUCCUGCAAGUGGUGACACAGCUAUUUCAUCAUAAGAACGGGGCCCGCAAAAGUGCCAAGAAGAUCCUCAUUGUCAUCACAGAUGGGCAGAAAUACAAAGACCCCCUGGAAUACAGAGAUGUCAUCCCCCAGGCAGAGAAGGCUGGCAUCAUUCGCUACGCUAUCGGGGUGGGACGCGCUUUCCAGGAACCCACCGCCAGGCAGGAGCUGAACACCAUCGGCUCAGCGCCUCCACAGGACCACGUGUUCAAGGUGGACAACUUUGCAGCCCUUAGCAGCAUCCAGAAGCAGCUGCAGGAGAAGAUCUAUGCAGUUGAGGGAACCCAGUCCAGGGCAAGCAGCUCCUUCCAGCAUGAGAUGUCCCAAGAAGGCUUCAGCGCAGCCCUCACAAUGGAUGGCCUCGUCCUGGGGGCUGUGGGGAGCUUUAGCUGGUCUGGAGGUGCCUUCCUGUACCCCCCAAAUAUGAGCCCCACCUUCAUCAACAUGUCUCAGGAGAAUGUGGACAUGAGGGACUCUUACCUCGGUUACUCCACUGAGCUAGCCCUAUGGAAGGGGGUGCAGAGCCUGGUCCUGGGGGCCCCCCGCUACCAGCACACCGGGAAGGCUGCCAUCUUCACCCAGGUGUCCGGGCAGUGGAGGCUGAAGGCCGAAGUCACGGGGAUGCAGAUCGGCUCCUACUUCGGGGCCUCCCUCUGCUCCGUGGAUGUGGACGGUGAUGGCAACACUGACCUGAUCCUCAUCGGGGCCCCCCAUUACUACGAGCAGACCCGAGGGGGCCAGGUGUCCGUGUGUCCCUUGCCCAGGGGUAGGGUGCAGUGGCAGUGUGAAGCUGUUCUCUGUGGGGAGCAGGGCCACCCCUGGGGCCGCUUUGGGGCAGCCCUGACAGUGUUGGGGGACGUGAAUGGGGACAAGCUGUCGGACGUGGCCAUUGGGGCCCCGGGAGAGCAGGAGAACCGGGGUGCUGUCUACCUGUUUCACGGAGCCUCAGAAUCCAGCAUCAGCCCCUCCCACAGCCAGCGGAUCGCCGGCUCCCAACUCUCCCCCAGGCUGCAGUAUUUUGGGCAGGCGCUGAGCGGGGGUCAGGACCUCACCCAGGACGGACUGAUGGACCUGGCCGUGGGGGCCCGGGGCCAGGUGCUCCUACUCAGGAGUCUGCCAGUGCUGAAAGUGGGGGUGACCAUGAGAUUCAGCCCCGGAGAGGUGGCCAAGUCUGUGUACUGGUGCUGGGAAGAGGGGCCCAGUGCCCUGGAAGCUGGGGACGCCACCAUCUGUCUCACCAUCCAGAAAAGCUCACUGGACCAACUAGGUGACGUCCAAAGCUCUGUCAGGUUUGAUCUGGCACUGGACCCAGGCCGUCUGACUUCUCGUGCCAUUUUCGAUGAAACCAAGAACCCGACUUUGACUCGAAGAAAAACCCUGGGACUGGGGGUUCACUGUGAAACCCUGAAGCUGCUUUUGAAAGAUUGUGUGGAGGACGUGCUGAGCCCCAUCAUUCUGCACCUCAACUUCUCGCUGGUGAGAGAGCCCAUCUCCUCCCCACAGAACCUGCGCCCUGUGCUGGCCAUGGGCUCACAAGACCUCUUCACUGCUUCUCUCCCCUUUGAGAAGAACUGUGGGCAAGAUGGCCUCUGUGAAGGGGACCUGGGUGUCACCCUCAGCUUCUCAGGCCUGAAGAUCCUGACCGUGGGGAGCUCCCUGGAGCUCAAUGUGAUUGUGACUGUGUGGAAUGCGGGCGAGGAUUCCUAUGGAACUGUGGUCAGCCUCUACUACCCAGCAGGGCUGUCCCACCGACGGGUGUUGGGAGCCCAGCAGCCCCAUCAGCGUGCCCUGCGCCUGGCAUGUGAGACAGUGCCCACUGAGGACGAGGGCCUGAGGAGCAGCCGCUGCAGCAUCAACCACCCCAUCUUCCAUGAGGGCUCUAACGGCACCUUCAUAGUCACAUUCGAUGUCUCCUACAAGGCCACCCUGGGAGACAGGAUGCUUAUGAGGGCCAGUGCAAGCAGCGAGAACAAUAAGGCUUCAAGCAGCAAGGCCACCUUCCAGCUGGAGCUCCCGGUGAAGUACGCAGUCCACACUGUGAUCAGCAGACAGGAAGAAUCCACCAAGUACUUCAACUUUACAACCUCUGAUGAGAAGAAAAUGAAAGAGGCUGAGCAUCGAUACCGCGUGAAUAACCUCAGCCAGCGAGAUCUGUCCAUCAGCAUUAACUUCUGGGUUCCUGUCCUGCUGAACGGGGUGGCCGUGUGGGAUGUGGUCGUGGAGGCCCCAUCCCAGGUAUCUGCCUGCCUCUCCUCUUUCUUCAGACUGGCAUCCCACAGCACGGCACUGCCUCUUACCAGGGACAUGUUGCUCAUUCUGUGGCUAACUGCUUCUCUCUCUCCCCAGAGUCUCCCCUGUGUAUCAGAGAGAAAACCUCCCCAGCAUUCUGACUUCCUGACCCAGAUUUCAAGAAGUCCCGUGCUGGACUGCUCCAUUGCUGGCUGCCUGCGGUUCCGCUGUGACAUCCCCUCCUUCAGCGUCCAGGAGCAGCUGGAUUUCACCCUGAAGGGCAACCUCAGUUUCGGCUGGGUCCGCCAGACAUCGCAGAAGAAGGUGUCGGUUGUGAGUGUGGCUGAAAUUACGUUCGACACAUCCGUGUACUCCCAGCUUCCAGGACAGGAGGCAUUUAUGAGAACUCAGAUGGAGAUGGUGCUAGAAGAAUACGAGGUCUACAACGCCAUUCCCAUCAUCAUGGGCAGCUCUGUGGGGGCUCUGCUACUGCUGGCGCUCAUCACAGCCACACUGUACAAGCUUGGCUUCUUCAAACGCCACUACAAGGAAAUGCUGGAGGACAAGCUUGAAGAAACUGCCACAUUCAGCGGGGAAGGUUUCAGCUGUGGGUCCCCAAAUGUGCCUUUGUCCUAAUAAUCCACUUUCCUGUUUAUCUCUACCCCCGUGGGCUGGUCUUGCUUGCAACCAUAAAUCAACUUACAUGGAAACAACUUCUGCAUAGAUCUGCACUGGCCUGAGCAACCUACCAGAUGCUAAGCACCUUCCGAGAGAGGUAGAGAUUGUAAUAUUUUUGCAUAUCUGUCCACCUUUUUUAGUGAUGACCCACUUUUUACAGAAACAGGCAUGGUGCCAGCAUAAAUUUUCACGUGCAUAAGAAUUGUCACGCGAAACGAGGAUGUUUAUAGCACACUUUCCUUGCAUGGAAGAGCUAUAACCCAGGGACCUGAGUGCCUCUCUGGCAAUAGUUGGGGGAACCUGUUUGUGGGCAUUGAAAAAGUUUUCUCACUUUCUAUGGUGAUGGGAGCCUGAGGUCAUCUUUUCUUGAUGGGGCUGAGAGGCGUCUCAGGGGAGAGUCAAAGAGUGUGUGUGUGUGUGUGCGUGUGCAUGCACGUGCACGCAGGAUGCAUUGGCCGUGGGUUUCUGCACACACUUCAGGUUCCUCCGUAAUGGUAAGUGGGCAGGCUGUCCUAGGAGGUGAAGAAAUGUCCAGAGCUCAUCUGAACUCCUGUCCCCCUUGAAUGGGGUAUUCAGAAGCCAGGAAAGCCAGGCUUGGAGCAUGUGAUUUCCCAAAUAGAAGACCCAUUAAGAAAGAUUAUAGAGAAUGACCAAAAGAUUCCAAAUCCAGCAUUAGGUCCCGAGGCCUCACACACAGGACUGUGGAGCCUCCGUCUGAAAUCCAGAUAGCUGGGGUUCACAGACACCAGCGGCUCAGGUGUCAGGCAAGAAGUGGGACUUCAGGAUCUGCAGCCCUGGGCUCCCGGGGGGGCUCUGCAAGCUGCCUGAACUUCGACAAGUCAUUUAAUUCCCGAGAAUCUCAGGUCCUCCUCUGGAGAAGGGGAACUAAAAUUAUACCCUACUCCCAGCGUUACUGUGAGGAUUCAGUGUAUGAGGAAGCCCAUUACAGCCUACAGCCCUAAUUUUUAAUAGGUGUGCGUGAGACAGAGGCCUCAUUAUUACGAGGUGAGAGUGAGCUGGGAUCGCCUACCUGUGCGUGGAGGAGGCUUCCUCAAGCACCCCAGUAUCAGCCAUGUGGGAAAAGCACGUGGAGCGCCCACCGCGCAAGGCGCAUGCACGGAGCAGGCGCCUCCGGGUGCACUCCCAGUGGCCCCGCCCUCCCCAUAGAGCCUCAGACACGAAGCUUCACACCUUUAUUGCGCCCGGGGGCGUCCGGGGCCUCAGGGGUGUUCGUAGCCAGUGGGCAGAGGGUUGACGUGGCUGUUGUGGAACAGAGUGUGGUUACCGUCCCCCCAGGGGAAGGGCUGUGGAGAGAGCGGAGGAGGGAGAGCGCGUGAGCGCCGUGAGUCCGGAGUCCGCGCCUCCCCCGCCACGCGCCCCACGCUCCCCACGCUCCCCAUGCACCCCGCAGCACCCCCGGGCCGCCCGCGCGCCCGUCCCGCGUACCUUGGUGCGGAUGCGGAGGUGCUGGUAGGAAUGGAACUCCGGGCGCGGGCGGUGGCCUGAGUGGAGAUAGGAGUUGAAGGUGCAGAGGGCCACGCUGGGCAGCGCCAGCACGAAGGAGAGCAGGCGCCAGGUGCGAGCUGCGGAUGGAGAGGGGUGAGCGCGCAGGGCCUGGGGCGGCGGGCCCGGGAACAAGUGGGCAGGGUAGGGGAUCCCCGGGAUCCGCCCGCUCCCCAUUCACCUGCUGACCCUUCGUGGCCUCCUUUGGCAGCGCUGGCCAAGCCCCGGGUCAGGGGCCUCAGAGGCAGAGCCAUGGCGGUGCGGGGAGCGGGGAACCAGCGCUGUCCUCGCUCCCUUUACCGUGGCCUGGGGUCCCCUCCCCUCUCUGGGCCAAUCACCUGUUGAGUCUGGAGCACGAGCGGCUAUUUUUAGAGGUUUCUAUAUUUACAAUGGGUCCUGACUAGCUUGAGAUCGUCUCCAGACAGCUGUUGUCCUGUGCCUCUUAUUUUGGCAAAGGGGCAUUUAAAGUACAAUAUGCCAUUCUUUUUAUAUAGUUGCAGGGAAACUAUUUUGUUCCCUAUUCUAUGCCUAGUGGCUGGCACACGGUUGGGCUUUAAUAAAUAUUUGUAGAAUGAA
Macaca mulatta (Rhesus monkey) is the source of this 6191-nucleotide messenger RNA. NCBI's taxonomy places the organism in Eukaryota, Metazoa, Chordata, Mammalia, Primates, Cercopithecidae. The record is from RefSeq and is a predicted model, not a curated record.